AUGUCCUGCUUCAAGCCGCCCAACGAGGUUCCACGUGACGGCUGGAAGCAAGACAGUCUCGGAACAUACGCCAGCCCGACAGCAGCACGAAUCCGACGAGUGCUUGCUGUCAGCGUCGGAGUUUUCCACGCCCUCAUCGCUAUAGGCUACGGUGAUUCCAGCCUCGUAUGUCCUCAUCCGGAGAACAUAAACUCGGAGCUGUUCAGCUGGAAUUCAUACACACUGGCUUGUCUCUCGAUGAUCAUUGUCAUCGGCGGACCACUUCGGCUCACGGCCUUUGCUCAACUUGGAAAGAACUUCACUUUCCAACUUGGACCACCUGACACUUUGAUGACGGAUGGUAUUUAUCGAUAUAUCCAACAUCCUGGCUACACGGGACAAAUUGUGGUCUUGGUCGUCAACCUCGCACUGUUCUUGCGCUGGGACGGCGCAUUCGGUUGCUGGAUUCCUCAUGGCUUUCGAUCGGCAAUCAGCGGCUGGGGCCUGAUCUUUUGCUUGGUUCUCGUGUUUGGAAUUCUGCGAAGACUUAUGAUGAGGGUGAAGGAUGAGGAGAAAAUGUUAAAGGAGACAUUUGGCGAGAAAUGGGUUGCAUGGAGUCGGGUCACCGCGCGCUUCAUCCCGGGCGUCGUUUAA
This is a messenger RNA of Fusarium fujikuroi IMI 58289, 633 nucleotides long. RefSeq names its product related to prenyl cysteine carboxyl methyltransferase. Bases 1 to 633 code for a protein of 210 amino acids. NCBI's taxonomy places the organism in Eukaryota, Fungi, Ascomycota, Sordariomycetes, Hypocreales, Nectriaceae. Gene Ontology annotation, molecular function: protein C-terminal S-isoprenylcysteine carboxyl O-methyltransferase activity. Gene Ontology annotation, cellular component: endoplasmic reticulum; membrane. The transcript has a single exon. Gene Ontology annotation, biological process: C-terminal protein methylation. The record is from RefSeq and is a predicted model, not a curated record.